Molecule: messenger RNA, 1539 nt
Organism: Canariomyces notabilis
Lineage: Eukaryota; Fungi; Ascomycota; Sordariomycetes; Sordariales; Chaetomiaceae
Product: FolC bifunctional protein
Exons: 2
Coding region: 1-1539 (512 amino acids)
Biological process (GO): tetrahydrofolylpolyglutamate biosynthetic process
Cellular component (GO): cytosol; mitochondrion; cytoplasm
Molecular function (GO): tetrahydrofolylpolyglutamate synthase activity; ATP binding
Source: RefSeq, a predicted model, not a curated record
AUGGCGGCGGCCGCCCGCACUUAUAAUGACGCGAUUGAUGCCCUCAACUCACUCCAAACUCCCUAUGCCGUGAUCGAGGCGCGCCGCAAAGCCGGCAUCCGACCAGAUGCUGUAUCCAUCAGCGAGAUGCGUGGCUACCUUGCCCGCAUCGGCUACUCCUCCCAGGAUUUAGACCGCCUGAACAUCGUGCAUGUCGCCGGCACCAAGGGCAAGGGCAGCACCUGCGCCUUUGUCGACUCGAUCCUGUCCCGCUACCAGCAGCGCGGCGGGCCCCCGCGCAAAGUCGGUCUCUUCACCUCGCCCCAUCUAAUCGCUGUGCGCGAGCGUAUCCGCAUCAAUUCGGCGCCCAUCUCCGAGGAGCUCUUCGCCAAGUACUUCUUUCAAGUCUGGGACCGUCUCGAGCAAAACGCCACUGUUGCCUCCGACAAGGUUGCCCCGGGAACCAAGCCCAUCUACGCCCGCUACCUGACCCUGAUGAGCUACCAUGUCUUCCUGUCCGAGGGCGUCGAUGCUGCCGUGUACGAGACGGGCAUUGGCGGCGAAUACGACGCCACCAACAUCGUCGACCGCCCCGUGGCAACCGGCAUCAGCACCCUUGGCAUCGACCACGUCUUUGUGCUGGGCGACACGGUCGACAAGAUCGCCUGGCACAAGGCCGGCAUCAUGAAGCCAGGCAGUCCGGCCUUUACGAUCGAGCAGGUUCCGUUGGCUACACCUGUGCUGAAGCAACGUGCCGUUGAGAAGGGUGUGAACCUGAAAGUGCUCGAUAUUGACCCCCGGCUGGCCGGCGUCAAGAUCCGUCCGGACGCGACUUUCCAGAAGAAGAAUGCCACUCUGGCCGUUGCCUUAGCGGAGACUGCGCUGAAGAAGCUGGAUCCGUCCUUCUCGCCCAACCCUGAAGCCCUGCCGCAAGAAUUUGUCGAUGGCCUGGAGCAGGUGGUCUGGCGCGGCAGGUGCGAGGUGAUCGAGGAAGACAAAGUCGUAUGGCACGUCGAUGGCGCCCACACGGUCGACAGCCUCAAGAUGGCGGCGCGCUGGUUUGCGGGCGAGUGUGCCGCGCGGACCAACGGCGGGCCCAAGGUGCUCAUCUUCAACCAGCAGGGCCGCAGCGAGGCUGUCGACUUCCUCGACGGGUUGUGCAAUGUCGUGAAAAAUGCCGAUCCGGAUGGGAAGGGGUUUGAACACGUUAUUUUCUGCACCAACGUGACCUAUGCUGCUACAGGCUACAAACGAGGUAUGCUGCUGCCUCCUCCACAAUUUCUGACCUCGCGGCGGCUAAUUGGCACAGAUUUUGUAAACCAUCAGCAUAAUCCCGCAGACAUCGAAAAGAUGACGAUGCAGCGCGUCUUUGCCGACAAGUGGUCCGCCCUAGACCCCACUGCCAAGGUGACGAUCUGUCAUAGCAUUGAGGAGGCCAUCAACACGGCCCGAGACCUGGCGGGGCAGGAUGGCGAGUCGAAGGUGAAGGCUCUGAUCACGGGCAGCUUACACCUUGUUGGCGGCGCAUUGGGCAUUCUCGAAGGUGCGGAUGCCUUGUAG